AUGACUUUACGCGAUUUUUUAAAAUGUUACAACUUACACGACUUUAAUAACACUUACUUACUUUCGGUCGUGUCUUUCACAACCUUUAGUGUUGCGAUAGCCAUAAUAGAAGAUACCCCUACUUACAUAAAUAAAUUCGUUUAUUUUUAUAGAAACUUUAGAUCCCCUUUGGCAAAUAUCGAAAUUACCGCUGCUCUAGUCGCAAGUGGCUUCAUUGCCACGUCUGUUUGGGCACAUGUUAGAAAUAAAAACGAAAAAGAUAAGGAAAAUUCUAUUGUGGUAAACUUAUCCAAGAAUUUACCCAAAACUUCAAGCAAUGCCAAAGGAUCAAAGUAUCUCUUGGAAUCUGAUAACGUGCAGGAUGUUACGACUUCUUCAUCACCAAAACACAUAGUCAAAAGGUACAAAACGGAAGAAAGGGAACCCGUUACAACCGACAUUUCUGUUAUAUCGGCUCGACACUUUGAUGCUCAAAUUACAACGAAAGUACGUGGAACUGUUCAAAAUAACCCACAAUCAAAUGAAAGUUCUUUAUCAAGAUUAUCAUCGCAGCUCGGAAUCAAAAGUCAUGACAAAGAAUGUAUUUCUCAAAAUGAUCAUAAACCGAAACGUUCAAGCAAAUCAAGUAGACAAUUGAUAGCGCAAGCCAACAUGGUUUCAUUUCCGGUAGAAACAGCCACAGACGUAUUAAUUGAAUUUCGAUGUUGUCACGAUCAUGUAUUGGCCUUUAUUGGACAAGAUUUGAUCGAAUUUGAAGACUAUGAUGAAGAGGAUGAUCUUCGUCAGUUAUUGACCCAAAGGAUAUUUAUUUGA
Molecule: messenger RNA, 813 nt
Organism: Funneliformis mosseae
Lineage: Eukaryota; Fungi; Glomeromycota; Glomeromycetes; Glomerales; Glomeraceae
Source: the annotation of a GenBank genome assembly